GUCGCCCGUGAGGGGUAAGCGGCAGGUCGGCAGCGCGGCGGCGGCGGGCGGAGCUGGCGCUGCCCUGGGAUGACCCCCUUUGGGGGCGGCGGGGCUGUGCGGAGUCGAUAGCGGGGCCCUCCGGGGCCGGGCCCGCACCUGGGCCCGCCGGGAGACGCCCCAUGCUGCCCCGUCAUGUGCAGAGGCUGGGCAGAGACUGGAUUGCCCACUGGAACGGUUCUCAGAUACUUGCCUUGAACAGCCCGUCUUACAGCUGUAUGAGAUGGGCCGGACACUAUCCCUGGGCCUCGUUUCCUCUUCCCGUUCCAGUUGAUUUUUCAACAAACUGGAGAGUCCCACCAUUUUUUGGACCUUGGAGACAGUUUCAGAACUCUAAUUGGCAGUUUGAUAACUUCAUGCCAAGUUCUUGCUUUCACCUGCCUAACCCCAGUAUGAAAUCUGAGGGAGAGGAACCAUUGACAAAGAAGAGAAGACUCAGUGGCCAGCAUGAUAAUUCAACUCUUGAGGAAGAAACAAACUGUUGUAAUCAGAAGGAAGCAUUGUGUCUUUCUGUAGCACAGAAUGAAGAAAAAUGUAGCAGCAAGAAAGGAACUAUCAAAAGACACUGGGAAUAUUUCUGUCAGCACAGUGGAACAAUGAAAAUCUUUGAAAAUAAAGAAACUGACCAAAGCAAUAUAGAAAGUGAGGCAAAAUUUGAUUUUACGGUCAUGUCCUACAAUAUCCUCUCACAGAAUUUGUUAGAAGAUAACUCCCACCUGUACAGACACUGCAGGCAGCGGUUGUUAAUCUGGACAUAUAGGUUUCCCAAUAUUCUACAAGAAAUCAAACAGCUGGAUGCAGAUGUACUAUGUUUACAAGAAGUCCAAGAAGAUCACUAUAGAAAAGAGAUAAAGUCAAGUUUGGAAUCCCUGGGGUAUCACUGUGAAUAUAAAAUGAGGACAGGGAGAAAACCUGAUGGCUGUGCUAUUUGCUUCAAAACUUCCAAAUUUAGCCUGAUUUCAUCAAACCCCGUGGAAUUUUUUCGCCGUGAUAUUCCCCUCUUGGACAGAGACAACGUUGGACUGGUGUUGCUUUUGCAGCCUAGAUUUCACUGUAAAACUAAUGCUGCAAUCUGCAUAGCCAAUACACAUCUGCUGUAUAACCCAAGGCGAGGGGACAUCAAACUGACCCAACUUGCAAUGCUCCUGGCAGAGAUUGCUAAUGUUGCCCCUCAGAAGGACGGUACCUUCUGCCCAAUUGUCAUCUGUGGUGACUUCAACUCUGUUCCUGGUUCUCCGUUGUACAGAUUUAUAAAGGAAGGAAAGUUAAACUAUGAAGGACUUGCUAUAGGGAAGGUCUCUGGACAAGAACAGUUUCCAAGGGGACAAAGAAUCUUAUCUAUUCCAAUUUGGCCAAAAAAAUUAGGUAUUUCACAAAACUGUGUAUAUGAAAUAAAAGAGCAACAAAAAGAAGAAAAAGCAGGAGAAAAAUUGGAAGCCACAAAGCUGGACAACACUCAGGAGAUUGUAAUAGCAUCUGAAAAGUUGUCUUCAAAACUUCAGCACCACUUUAAACUGUCUUCAGUGUAUUCCCAUUACUUUCCUGAAACUGGGAUACCCGAAGUAACAACUUGUCACUCCCGAAGCGCUGUCACUGUGGAUUACAUUUUCUAUUCUGCAGCAAAUGAUGAUGAUGCUGCCCAGCCAGGAGCAGGGGAUUCUUUUUGUGGAGGUCUGAAACUCCUUGGCAGGCUGGCGCUUCUAACAGAGAAAGAUCUUUGGACUGUUAACGGUCUUCCCAAUGAAAACAACUCUUCUGACCACCUUCCAUUGCUAGCAGAGUUCAGGCUUAUUGAACGGUAAUAUCCAAAGGACUUUUUCUGCAGGUACAGUUACCUUCACCUCCUCUCUCCAUGGGAUGAUUAUUUUUUUAAAGGUUAAUCCAAGCACUGCAGGUCCGGUUUAAAUAUGUUUGCAUGCUUGCUCAUUUGUUACUGUUGAUGAAAGUAGACUUUUUACAAAGACAUUUUUUAAACCAAACCAAACCUGUUUAAAUCACUUUAUGAAGUCAAAAGGCAAAAAGAAAAGAUUUUACAUGAGCUUCCUCUUUGAUAAUGGAGAACACCUGUGGCAGUCUCAAAGCAGCAUUAUUUUUCACAGAGGUGCUGUAAAUGGUUUUAUUGUAAAUCGUAGUAAAAGUGAUUA
Messenger RNA from Colius striatus (speckled mousebird), 2183 nucleotides. It is a transcript of the gene ANGEL2, whose product is annotated as angel homolog 2. The record is from RefSeq and is a predicted model, not a curated record. NCBI's taxonomy places the organism in Eukaryota, Metazoa, Chordata, Aves, Coliiformes, Coliidae. The coding region runs from base 162 to 1841 and encodes 559 amino acids. Gene Ontology annotation, biological process: 3'-UTR-mediated mRNA stabilization. The transcript is spliced from 9 exons. Gene Ontology annotation, molecular function: mRNA 3'-UTR binding; 3'-5'-RNA exonuclease activity.